Messenger RNA from Notodromas monacha, 2767 nucleotides. The record is from the annotation of a GenBank genome assembly. NCBI's taxonomy places the organism in Eukaryota, Metazoa, Arthropoda, Ostracoda, Podocopida, Cyprididae.
AGAUGAGCGUUUAUCCAGAAAAUCUGGGUAAAGACUUGACGCCAGAAAAGUUUCCGCCGAGUUUCGACGAGCAACCGGAAAUGAGAUACUCGGUCUCGUGUAAAAGCCUGAUGCCACCAUGGCUGACUUGAGCAAGGGGAGCGUGAACGGCGACUGCCGCGCGGUAGCCUCGACCUCGACCGCGUCUGUUGGCUGCGGAACAGACCCGUACGACUUCGUUGAAGAACCGCCGAAGUCGAGGCUCACCAACAAACUCCUUCGGAAACCGCGGCGUACAGAUGGUUCCGGCAGCUAUGUGCUCGUGGCGCCACACCCGGUUGGCGCCACUAUUCGGCUCCCCAGCUCUGUCGUUCGCCCAGUCAGUUACUCGAAGUCAUCGCGUCCGACAGCACCUCAAAGAGAACGUGCCGAAGAUGUUCGACCUCCAUCGUACUUCGCUAGACUGGCGAAAUCGGAAUCGUCAUUUCCGUUGAAUGGUUUCGUCGGUCCCAAAGGCGUCUUCAGCCGAAACCUGCUGCAUCCAUCGUCGGGCACUGCUUGUUCAACUGCGAAGACGAAGAACCUUAGCUACGUUAACGGUACCGUUUAUGUGAAUGGCGGUUAUCUGUCUCCCCCUCCAUUGAAGCAACAAAUUAGAGUGCCACCACCACCGCAGUUCUGUGUAUCCCGCUUCAGAUUUCCUGCUGCGUCAAAUCAAUCUGCGAUAAAUGCGUCAACCCAACAUCGCGUUUCGUCUUGCGAAGAUUCCUGGAAAAAUGCGCAGAUUUCGCCGGUUCCAAUGCCAUCUGUUCGGAAAACUUCGGAAGAAGCUCGUGUUCCGCCGAAGACUGAUACUACCAGUGCAACCUUAUUCAGCCCUGGAGUCAACGUUCUCCACAAUCCAUCCGUUUCACCGAAGUCAACUUCUAAUGAUUCGAUCCGUCUUCCAUCGUUUGAAGUACUCCGAGGUGAAGUUGCAUCACCCUCUGAAACUGUGAAUGCGUCAUCUUUGAUAACGUGGCAUGCAGAACGCAAGGAUAACCUUGUAGUAGCGUCUGAGCUGCCUACGGAAAAGACGUCCGUAGUAGUUCAGGGAAAAGAAAAGGACAAGAAAGAACCGCCGUCUGAGAAAGAGCCUCCUGUGCUGAAGGAAUGUGAUGUGCGAAGCUAUAAACAUCGGAAGAGGCGAAAGAAGAAGAAGCCGCUCAGUUCAAAUCCGAAGCGUUAUGAGACCAGAACUGUGAAUUGGGUUAAUGUUGCCCCAAAGGUGCCGGCGCGAGUGAAACCCGUGAUUGUAGAAAACGUACCGGAUGAUCUCAAGCAGCUCAGAGAUCUCCAAAUCGCUAUGCGAAUGGAGAGCAAAAGCUUGUUUCCUCUCGGUUUAGUUCCUUCCGAUAGCGAGGAUUCCGACGACGACGAUUUCAGCUUUCAAAAACACUGGUUCUUUUCGGAUUCUUCGAGCAUCAAACAAAUUGGCUGCUCAUCGCCGGUAGAUAUUCGUCGGAGGCAACUUAGUGAAAUGAAGAAGAGUUUGAAAAGGCGGAACAAGCAGCUGAAAGAAUCCUUGCAGGUUUCCGUCAUGCGUGAUGGAGAACGGAAAUUUCGGGAGGCUUCGUUGUUGAUCUCAUGUUCAAGGAAGCACUCCGGAUUAAUGGAGUAUGUUUUGGCAGAUUUCGAUGCUGCUAGUAAACCACCAACGAUGAAAGCUUUAUCCAAGAGACUCUCCGUAGCUCCAAGACGUUGCUGCUUCAUGUUAAAGAAUGAAGAAGAAUGCACUCCGCGGGAAUGUGGAGCAACGUCUCUGCCUCUGACAAGAUACUGCCGUUUACAUAUUUGGCACUGCAAAGAUCAAUACCUCUUCCAGCGAUGUGAGACAACAAAGGAGGAACAACGUUGUGAUAACCCGGCUGUGCUCACGAAGAACGAUCUGCCGAUUUGCGAACACCAUCUCUUCGCUGUAAGCGCCUCUUCCGAGAACUCGUCGCCGAUGUCCAAGACCAAGAAGCGUUCCAGGAACGGGCCACUGUUUCGACGUCGCAAGAAACGUGCCAUCGCGAACCCGGUGCUGCCUGGUUCUGUUUCUGAAACUACGACUGCUGUCGAGUGUCCGUUUGAAGCCGAGCCGCUGGAGCCUCCUUUCAUUGCUGACCCUUCCUUGCUGCUUCCUGAUAUACCCGAUGCUGAGAAUCUGCUUGACGCUGCGGAUAUUAAUGACGUGCUGUAUCACAUGCCUGACGAAGCAUUCUCGGAUCUUUUCUCGGCGGAAGGAAAUGGAGUUUUGAAUCUCGAACCGAGUCUGGAGGAGAGCAACGCGCUGGAAGAGGCACUUUUGAAAGCUUGCAACGACGUUCAAACGCUAACGGAAGGCAUUGAGAAAUUAACCGAACCUUUGCCCACGUCGGGAAGUUCACAACAGUCCGCAACGGCACUCCAUCGUCCUGAAGACGAACCCUUGAUUUCCUAUCCGACUACAGUACCUGUUGCGAUACCACCUCAACCCGCUCCGAUCAAUGUGACGAUCUCCGGUUUCACCUCGGCAACGACUUCCAUUCACAGACCCGUCACGAUUUGGAGUCAGCCGUAUGUGACUAUUCCGUCAGUGAUGGAAACGCAGCCAGUGUUUGUGUCCCAGAUUCCGACUGCUCCGCCGCCGCCGCUGCCACCGUUGAUUCCGAAACCACGAGAGAUCGUGUUGGAGACCCACGUGAUACCGACACCGAUGGAGCGGCGAGUCGGAAAUGCGUCUAUUAGGACAGUGGUGACCCUUGCCCCCGUGUCGCGGCCAUGA